Messenger RNA from Mytilinidion resinicola, 1528 nucleotides. RefSeq lists its product as uncharacterized. The transcript has a single exon. Gene Ontology annotation, molecular function: ubiquitin protein ligase activity. The coding region runs from base 256 to 1518 and encodes 420 amino acids. Lineage: Eukaryota; Fungi; Ascomycota; Dothideomycetes; Mytilinidiales; Mytilinidiaceae. The record is from RefSeq and is a predicted model, not a curated record.
UGCUGCAUCGGGCAUUUGUAGAGAAGGCUUCGGCGCGGUGGGUCGACCAGUUGGCCAACCUUGGUUCAGUCUGCAGAGGAUACCAUGGUAGUCACGUUCAGAGCGCACACGGCGACCUUCACUUCUGCCUAUAAAGCUCAUGUCUCUUUCAUUUUUCCCAUCGAAAACCUCACCUCGUAACACCAACUCAGCGGACCUCGUCGACUCCUCUUCGACAACAAGAUAUUCCUCGUCGUGACACCAAAUCGGCGGACCAUGCCUCGAGGCAGGCUGGAUAGCUCAGAUGACUCUUGGGAGUUGGUGCCUCAACGGAAGACACGUAGGCUAGGGAAAGGGAAUGCACAAGAGUACGUCGUCUCAUCUAACAAACCCAACCCCGACGACACACCUAAACCCAACGGCAUACCUGAACCCAACGAGAUGCUUCAGCCCACCCAGAUUCUUCGACUCAACGAGAUACGUCGACUCGGCAACUCUGAACCCAGCGACAUACCUGAUCCUCACGAAACGCGCCGACGACUCAACGAGCCAGGCCGACGCGACGAGAUGCGCCAACCCACCCAGAUUCUUAUAGUCAACGAGAUCCGUCGACUCGACGGCUCUGAACCCAGCGACAUACCAGACCCCCACGGGAUGCGCCGACGCCUCACCGAGCUAGGCCGCCGCGACUCGUCCCUCCCCAUCCUCUGGCAUCCGGUCGAAGCCCUCCGCCUCCGCUGCGUCCAAUGCUGCGAAGGCGAAUCCUACACCCGGCACCGCGGAUGCCGCGCUCUCCUCGACGUCAAAGCCCUCACCGCCAUGGUCCGCGUCUGCGACGCCAUGGCGACCACGCAGCCCGAUCCCGCCGCCCUGCUCCCGGACCUCCAACUCCUCGCCCGCCUCUGCCUCUGCACCUCCCACACCGGCCAAAUCGCCCGCUUCGUGCAGAACUGGGAAACGCUGCUCCGGGAAGCGUACCCGCGCAGCGUCGUCGCCGCACAGCCGCAGCCUCGCAUCGUCCCCUCGCGCCACCCCGACCACGACAGCCACCUGGAGCUCGCGCGGAAGCUGCGAGCGCUCGACCGCGCUGCCCAGGAGACCGCGCCAGCCGCCGCCGCCCAGACGGCCAAGGCGAUCCGCUGCCCCCUCUGGAAGGCCACCCACGUGCCGCGCCGCCCCGUCGAGGGCGAGUGCCCCAUCUGCAGGGAGGACAUGGACGACCCCGUGGUGCUGACGUGGUGCAAGACGGGCUGCGGGCGCACGUUCCACCGCGAGUGCGUGGAUAUCUGGCGCAAGGAGUGGUCGCGGAUAGAAGAGCAAUCGCGGUGGCACUACGAUGAGCGGCAGUCGUUUAGCUGCGGGAUGUGCCGGAGCAUGUGGGUCGAGUGUGGGUGUGAUGAGGUGAAGGAGGGGGUGCAGGAGGUGGUGCAGGAGGAGGAGGUAGGGGUGUUGGAGGCCUUGAAGCUGUUUUGGGAGGAGUGCGGGAAGCCGGGGUUGCGGGAGUUGAUUGAGUGGGGGGUGCGUUACUGCGGGUGGUAGUUGGAUGGGA